This is a messenger RNA of Rotaria sp. Silwood2, 1020 nucleotides long. NCBI's taxonomy places the organism in Eukaryota, Metazoa, Rotifera, Eurotatoria, Philodinida, Philodinidae. The record is from the annotation of a GenBank genome assembly.
AUGCUCACUGAACCAUCAAAGCAUACAUGGACACCCAUAGGCAUUGGCGGUACAACAUCGAAUGUUUCCAAUAGCAUUGGCUAUCACACAACGACAACUCCCUCAUCUACAUCAUCGUCCAAUUCAUCAAUCAAUAUUGGUGGUGAUUCAAGAGUUAAAAAUGAUUAUGAUAAUGGAUCAGGUCGUGGAAAUGGAGGAAAUGACUGUAGCUCGAAUAUUAGUCAUCAACAACAACAAUCAUCGUCUUGGUCAUCAUUGGUUAAAUCUGAGUCAUCACAAGGAUUAAGAGAUCCUUAUUCAACUUUUACAAGUCAAUCAUUUUUUCCUCACAAUGCCCAUCGAUUUGGUGGAGGAGCUACUGGUACAGGUCAAAUACAAUUGUGGCAAUUUUUACUUGAACUCUUAUCUGAUACAAGUGCAAAUUCAAAUAUUAUUGCUUGGGAAGGUUCUAAUGGUGAAUUUAAAUUAAUUGAUCCUGAUGAAGUUGCACGUCGUUGGGGUGAACGAAAAUCUAAACCAAAUAUGAACUAUGAUAAAUUAUCACGUGCAUUACGUUAUUAUUAUGAUAAAAAUAUUAUGACAAAAGUUCAUGGUAAACGUUAUGCAUAUAAAUUUGAUUUCAAUGGUUUACAUCAAUUGAAUCAACCACAAUUACCUGAAUCACCUUAUGCAAAAUAUCAACAAGAAAUGAUGCGUUCAUCACAUGCUCAUGCUGCUUAUUUUAAAUGGAGUGCAUUAAGUUCAGCAGCAGCAACAUCAUCCGCUGUUCAUAUGCCACAUCAUCAUCAUCAUCACCAUCCAGUAGCUGCAGCUUCAACAGCUUAUACAAACUAUUGGAAUCAUCCAAGUACAUAUGAAUAUGCAGCUAAUUUUGCUACACCUAAUCCAUAUUUAUCAUCAUCUUAUUGGGUUAGUCCAACAGCAAGUACAACAUCAUCAACACUUAUAUCGACUGGAACAGGAGGACUAUCAUCAACAAACACAGCAUCUACUGCCAUUUCCCCAUCAUUACACUAUUGA